CAGUGUCAUGUGUGUUGUCAGAUUUCUCCUUUCUUUACGCUAUUACUCUAUAUUUAAUGCAAUAAACGAUAUCAACUAAUAUUCUAAUGAAAGGUCAACAUUUCACCUUCACGAAUAUGCAUAAUUGAAGUUUGUGGGAUUUGUGAAAUGAGGCGAAGUCUGGCCCCGAGUCAGGUCAGUCUGGGCGUUGGAAAUGCGAAGAGAAAGACCUGUGGCUCAGACAGUGAUGGAGAGGAUGACUGGUCCCCAUCUGUGGUAAAGAAGAGGACCAAGGCAAUCUCAUCGAUGCAAGGAAGUGAGAAUAACCCACACCAAUUUAUAUCACCAUAUCGGCGCCCUCUGGCCCUUGUAGCAAAUAAAAUGCCACUAUUUCCAGAUAUGGGAGGAUCCUCGCACGAAAAACUCAUUAAGAAGAUUCUCUCUAAGCCAUUCAAAAUCCCCAUCCCUAAUUACCAAGGGAGUGUCCUUGGUGGUAGGGCUCUUGGAGUUCGCCGGCAAGGAGCCCGACAGGCCCUCCAUGACCCGUUGGAAGAGGGCGCGCUGGUCCUGUAUCAUCCUCCUGAGCUCAGCGCACAUGAGCAGAUGAAGGUAGACAUGGAGAAGCACCCUGUACAUGUGGUGGUUGACCCGGUGUUGUCGAGAGUGUUACGUCCUCAUCAACGUGAGGGAGUGAAGUUCAUGUACGACUGUGUGACGGGAGUGCAAAUACCUGACAACUUUGGCUGCAUUAUGGCCGAUGAGAUGGGUCUUGGCAAAACAUUACAGUGCAUCACCCUCAUGUGGACACUCUUGAGACAGAGUCCCGAUGCCAAACCAAUGAUUGACAAAGCUAUUGUUGUGGCACCGAGUAGUUUGGUCAAGAACUGGUACAAUGAAAUCCAUAAGUGGCUUGGAAAUAUCAGGAUCUCGCCUCUUGCCAUUGAUUCAGGGUCGAAGUCUGAUAUCGACAGGAACAUAGAGCGUUUUAUGAGUCAGCAUGGCCGCCGAGUGGUUAAUCCCAUCUUGAUCAUAUCGUAUGAGACAUUUCGACUUCACGCUGCUGCACUCCAGAAAGGGAAGGUUGGAUUGGUCUUAUGUGAUGAGGGACAUCGUCUCAAGAAUUCAGAGAAUCAGACGUAUCAAGCAUUGUGUAGUCUAAAAGCUGAUAAACGGGUACUGUUAUCGGGCACGCCCAUUCAGAAUGAUCUCCUCGAGUAUUUCAGUCUUCUCCACUUCGUCAACAGAGGCAUCCUGGGUACUGCCCAAGAAUUCAAGAAGAAGUUUGAGACGCCCAUCCUGCGUGGUCGCGAUGCUGACGCAACUGAUCAUGACCACAAGCGUGGCUCAGAGAAGCUUGCGGAGUUGCUGGCGAUUGUCAACAAAUGCAUCAUCAGGCGAACUCAGACGUUACUCACGAAGUAUCUGCCUGUGAAAAUUGAGCAGGUUGUGUCUUGUCGGUUGACGCCGUUACAACGCGAGCUGUACAAGAGGUUCGUCGACUCCAAGGAGUGUCAGUUGACUUCUAACGGGAAGGUGGCACUCUCAUCAUUGUCAUCUAUUACUCAACUCAAGAAACUGUGCAAUCACCCCGACCUGAUCUAUGACAAGUGUCGAGAAGGUGCUGAAGGCUUCGAGGACGCCUUGGAUAUCUUCCCGCAAGGAUACGAUAAAAUGAUGAAUAAAAUUCACUGCGAUCUCUCCGGGAAGUUUCAAGUUCUCGACUUCAUCCUUGCGAUGGUGAAAGCAACAACGACCGAUAGAGUGGUGCUUGUAUCGAACUAUACGCAGACACUGGAUCUGUUUGUAAAACUUGCUCAGUUGAGGGGGUAUAACUAUGUACGCCUUGAUGGAAGCAUGACGAUCAAGAAGAGGGCUAAAGUUGUCGAAAGAUUCAAUGAUCCUACCAGUUCCGACUACCUUUUUAUGCUGAGUAGUAAAGCGGGCGGUUGCGGCCUGAAUCUGAUUGGUGCUAAUCGACUCGUGAUGUUCGAUCCUGACUGGAAUCCUGCCAAUGAUGACCAGGCCAUGGCACGAGUCUGGCGUGAUGGACAGAAGAAGCAGUGCUAUAUUUACAGACUUAUUGCCACGGGAACAAUUGAGGAGAAAAUCUUCCAGCGGCAGGCGCACAAGAAAGCGUUGAGCAGUUGUGUGGUGGACAUGGAGGAGGAUGUGGAGAGACAUUUCAGUUUGGAGGACCUCCGCGAGCUAUUCACGCUCAACGAGGAGACAAUCAGUGACACGCAUGACAAAUUCAAGUGUCGACGGUGCGUCAAUAAGAUCCAAGUGAAACCACCUCCUCCAGACAGUGACUGUAAUAGCGAUCUUUCGCAGUGGAACCACUGUGCCGACAAGAAGGGGGUGGUGGAUGUGAUUUUGAAAGGAGCGUGGGAGUCGGCCGUUUCAUUUGUGUUCCAUCACAGAUCUCACGAACAACGGAAAACUGUCUAGAAGUCGAAGUUUUGUGUUCCAUCACAGAUCACACGAACAACGGAAAACUGUCUAGAAGUCAAAGUUUUGUGUUCCAUCACAGAUCACACGAACAACGGAAAACUGUCUAGAAGUCGAAGUUUUGUGUUCCAUCACAGAUCACACGAACAACGGAAAACUGUCUAGAAGUCAAAGUUUUGUGUUCCAUCACAGAUCACAUGAACAACGGAAAACUGUCUAGAAGUCGAAGUUAAAUGUCAGAGACUGUGCUCUUUAUUUCAGUUGCUGUGCUGAAAAGUAUGGCUUUCACUGUGCUGGCUGAGGAGGCAUUGACUGGUGACUAGGUUUUCAAGGAGCAUGACAUUCCGAAGUGUCUUUCUAUUUGUAGCAGUGAUCUCUGCCAGUGGAAGCACUGUGCAGACAAGAAGGGGUUGAUGUGAUUUUGAAGGGGGCGUGGGAAUCUGCCAUUUCAUCUGUGUUCCAUCACAGGUCACAUGAACAGUGGAAACCUGUCUAGAAGUGGAUAUCUGAGAUGAUUCCAAGUAGAAUGUUUACUGUGCUGAAAGUUAGGCUACAUGUGGCUGUCACUCUGCUGGCUGAGAAUGUAUCUAUGUUGGAAAGCGUUCUCUUUUUGUGAGCUAUCAAAAGUAUGCAUUUCAAACUACAUGUAAUCAACA
Lineus longissimus is the source of this 3083-nucleotide messenger RNA. Its product is annotated as DNA repair and recombination protein RAD54-like. The coding region runs from base 148 to 2427 and encodes 759 amino acids. Gene Ontology annotation, molecular function: ATP-dependent chromatin remodeler activity; ATP binding; DNA translocase activity. Gene Ontology annotation, cellular component: nucleus. NCBI's taxonomy places the organism in Eukaryota, Metazoa, Nemertea, Pilidiophora, Heteronemertea, Lineidae. The transcript has 20 exons. The record is from RefSeq and is a predicted model, not a curated record. Gene Ontology annotation, biological process: double-strand break repair via synthesis-dependent strand annealing; reciprocal meiotic recombination.